This is a messenger RNA of Thyridium curvatum, 1533 nucleotides long. RefSeq lists its product as uncharacterized. The record is from RefSeq and is a predicted model, not a curated record. The transcript has 4 exons. The coding region runs from base 1 to 1533 and encodes 510 amino acids. NCBI's taxonomy places the organism in Eukaryota, Fungi, Ascomycota, Sordariomycetes, Thyridiales, Thyridiaceae.
AUGCACGUUCCAUUCUCUCCUCUCCUUGCAUAUGCGGCCCUUGUCGCCGCUGGACCGACUCUCAGCCCUCGCGCUGUGGACAAGCUCGACGAAGCGGCCACCGCCGAGGCUCAGCAACGGGAUAACACGGCCACCAGGGCGUUUUCCAAUGUCCAGAUCAAGACCUCUGAUGGCAAGUGCCUCUUCGUCGACAAACUCUCGGGCGACUUCCGCGCCAACUUGACCCCCAUUCAGGUUGCCGAGUGUGGCUCGACUGACGGACAGGGCUGGGAUGUCAUCACCCAAGGCAAGCACAUUGAUGUUACUGGCGCCAUGCUCGUUGUGAGCACCCUGACCAACGCCUGCUUCAACUUUGACCCACGCCGCAAGGCUGGCAACCAGGUCCUUCUCUUCUCAUGCGGUGGACGAGCCGCUGGCGUUAGUAUGUCAAUUCUGAUGCCGUUUGGUGUUUUCUCAGAGGGACAAGCCACGACCUCGCAAAUAUUUGCUUUCGAUGGCGGGGCAGGUCCGCUGUCAUUCAAGCCCGCCAACCAGGUGGGCUCGUGCUUCACUGUCAAAGGCAACGUAUUGGACAUUGCCAAGUGCGAUACUGCCGAUGCCAAGCAGACCUUCACCUUUGGCGGAGCGGCUGCCGGCGGUGGCGCCGGUAACGGGAACGGCAAUGCGGUGUCUUCGUCUGCAGCUCAAACGGACAGUGUCACGGCUCCUACUGCCAGCACUACGGCCCAGUCGGGCAACGGUGGAAACAACGGCAAGGGCAAAGGAAAGGGGACCCAGACCACUCCCGCUGCAGAGACCUCCACUACGGCCGGUGCGAGUAAUGGAAAUGCAGGCAAUGCUGGCCAGGAAACCACCAGCACGCCCUGCACGCGCCGCACGCGUACCGUCUUCGUCACGCAGAAGCCGACGGGCGUGGUCUUGAACCCGGCUCAGCCGGGCGGUGCCGAGACUCCCGCGCCCACGGCCAAGGCCACGGCCAUCCCGAACCCGACGACCCCGGUCCCGGUCUCGCGCGCCGGCGGCACUCUGGACCCCUCGGCCGCCGCGCAGGCCCAGCAGCGCGACGAUACGGCGGACCGGGCCUUCAGCUCCGUUGAGAUCCGCGCGCCCAAUGGACAGUGCCUGUUCGUGGACCCGACCGCCGGCGACUUCCGCCAGAACCUGAUCCCGGUGUCGCUCGUGGACUGCUCCGGUACGGACAACGAGAAGUGGGACGUUAUCACGAAGGGCAAGCACAACGACGGGACUGCCAAGGGCGCGCUGAUCGUGAGCAGUCUCAUGAAUGGGUGCAUCAGCCUGGAUGGACGGCGCGCCGCUGGGGAUACGGUCACCAUGUUCAGCUGCGGGGGUCGGGCCGAUGGCGAGGGCGGUACCAACUCUGGCCAGAUCAUGCCUUUCGGCGGCGAGACGAGUUUUGCGUUUGUGCCGGUGGCGGAGAAUGGCAAGACGUGUAUCCUGAAUGGGCCGGAUGGAAGGUUGACGUCGGGACCAUGUCCUACUGACGGGUCUCAGCUUUUCUCAAUUUUCCCUUGA